Messenger RNA from Cimex lectularius (bed bug), 2090 nucleotides. RefSeq lists its product as uncharacterized. NCBI's taxonomy places the organism in Eukaryota, Metazoa, Arthropoda, Insecta, Hemiptera, Cimicidae. The transcript is spliced from 8 exons. The record is from RefSeq and is a predicted model, not a curated record. The coding region runs from base 279 to 1772 and encodes 497 amino acids.
AGGUCAGUUAACGGACAGUAAAGAUCCGAAUAUUUAAUUGUUAUAGAAUAAUCUGUACCGUGAAUAGGAAAGUUAUUCUCUGUAACCAUUGUGUGUUAUUUGGCAAUAAAGAUUCUUUUUUAAAAAGUCUUUCGACUAAAUCUCGCACAUAACUGGCGCAGUCAGUAGGACACUUUUCGGGUUCGAUGAAUACGAACUUUACUGUAUUAACAGUUAGAAAAUCCUAAACCACGUUCAUCGGGAGCAUCCAACUCAAGAACAUCAGCGAGUACUCAGAAAUGAUUGAAAUUUUGUCUGGGUUAUUUGACAGAUCUAUUCGACCUGAAGAAGGCGAGAGCUUUCCAGGGAGCGACCCUCCACGGCACACAAACUGCAUGACAGAGCUGCUGAGCAGAAACAAGCUGUUGGAUGGAAUGCAAGAGGCGGAAGCGGAAUUCGAAGCCGGGGUGCGACGACUGGGCGAAGGGCGCGUCGCCCUCGGCCUUCGUCGUGAGAUCGAAGAAGAGCUUGCAGUGAACGGCGGAGCGAGCGGCCUCGUCGGUAUCAGAGGAGGCAGCAGAAACAGCAGCAGAAGCGGCAGCUACAGCGGGCCGACGUCCGUCGGCGGUGGUGGGAACGGCGGCAGGAGGCCCCGCUCGUGGGGGCCCCAGCCCGGCGACGCCCUCUCGUGGCUCCUCUGGCAGCCGUACGACGUUCAGUCAGGGUCUGGGAGCCGUCAUGUCGACAUGUCCCAGUGCAACGUGAGUGUUGUGCCAGUGAGUGAGACUCAGCAAGUGACCACCCGCACGUUCACCUCGACGGAAGCGCAGACGGAGGAAGUGCCGCCCCCGCCGAGGAGCAACCGGAGAAGACGGCAUCGCCUUCCCGACCUGCUGGAUUCCCACCUGCCGCCCCCUUACACCGCCCCUCAGCCCAUCCCGCUCCCAUUUCACAUCGUGCCAUCAAGAAGACGGGGCUCGGUUUACCGUGAGGUGCCUAAGUCAUGUUGCGGUCUACUUUCGCCGGCAGCUGUCUCUCUCAGGUGGCUUAUGCUCCUUCUGCUGACAGUCGGAGUUUGUUGUGCCUUGGUCGGAACUGUUCUUGGGGCUACCAGAGCCACCGCCCCUCACCACCUCACAGUCUCGCUUCUAAUGAUAGGAGUUGGAGUCGUUCUUGUCACAGUUAGUGGAGUCGCAUGGAGGCUGAUGUCACAUGAAGCACCUCCGUGGAGGAGCAUGUUCGGCUUUUCCUCGACUUCAGAAUCCGCAGACCCGAACAGGAGGUUCCUCCCUAGACUGCCUCCAUCUUACGGUCGGCCACACCAUCCCUAUGCUGCUAUGAUGUAUCCAGAGUUUCAGUAUAGGGCUCCACCUCCUUCUUACCAGGCAAGCAUGCAAGAAUACAGGCUAAGGCUGCUGUUAUUAGAUAGGCACAGCGCUGCAAGCCCUCCUCCUACAUACAGAUCCCACCCUCCAACACUUCUAAGAGGUGGCUUGAUAGUCGGCGGAGGAGGAGAUUACAGUAGACCUCCUAGUUACCGAUCAAGGACAAGCAGCUGCCGACCAGAUCUUCCCAGGACAGAUCACUCUCGGCAGGCUUCUUCUGUUCUCAGCUCGGUCAACAAUAUCAGCACGACUCAGCUAAAGGAAGAGCCGACCAAAGAAAAUGUCGUGACAAUCGUCCAGACCGCAGAGGAACCGACUGGGCCUGUCAUCGUCACUAUAUCCGGCCCUCCGGAACCUCUUGUCCAUAACCCUCGCUCUGAACAGAUGGAGAUCCUAGCCCACUUGUGAUAUACCCAUUAUUCGGACAGCAAUUGUCUAUAUUUCAAAAUCAUUUUGCUAAUAGGGAUCAUUUGAGUGUUUCGCCAGCACUGUCAUUUUUGUUUUUGUUUAAAUAUCACCCUGUCCAGUUUUUAAAAUCGCUUGAUUUUCCCAUUUCCACUUUUGAGAGUAAAGCUCAAGUUUGCAAUUUUUAAAAUCCCUAGUCAACAGUUUUCUAAUUGAAUCACUAUUUCACAAGAAGUAACAUGCUUUUUUGUAGAAUUUAUCUGUGUAACAAAGGUACUUUUGUUUUAAAUCUGUCUCUUUUUAUGUUUUGUUUUAUUUUUA